Cladophialophora psammophila CBS 110553 is the source of this 3603-nucleotide messenger RNA. Its product is annotated as transcriptional activator SPT7. NCBI's taxonomy places the organism in Eukaryota, Fungi, Ascomycota, Eurotiomycetes, Chaetothyriales, Herpotrichiellaceae. Gene Ontology annotation, cellular component: SAGA complex; SLIK (SAGA-like) complex. The coding region runs from base 1 to 3603 and encodes 1200 amino acids. The record is from RefSeq and is a predicted model, not a curated record. The transcript has a single exon. Gene Ontology annotation, biological process: regulation of transcription by RNA polymerase II. Gene Ontology annotation, molecular function: protein heterodimerization activity; structural molecule activity.
AUGUCCCUAUCAUGGCCGCCCCCAAACAGUCAGAAACCACCAGACGAUGAACCUCUUCUACAUUCUUUACACAGAGAUACUUUAAAUGGCCUGCUCCGCGCCCCCUCCCGCCCUCACACGCCCAGUUCUUUCAGAUUGCGCAGUCUGGGGAGCGGUUCCCAGUCCGGCCAAGCUGCGGAACCAGAGCCCAGCAUCGAGGAAGAUCCCCAGAUUGUCCGGUUCCGCGCACUCUUCCAAGACGCCGAGAGCAGACUUGCAACAUUGUUCAAUGAUGUCGGACAAGUUGUAAUUCCUCAAAGGCGCGUUCUCGCCGCUGCUCCCCUCCAUCAACCCGCCCCCGACGCUGCUGCCCCGUCCGCUCCGCCCCCUGCUCCUAUAUCAAAAAAGCGCAAGUUGGAAGACGACGACUACGACGAUUAUGACGACGACGAUGACGACGAGCAACCCGACGCCGAUGCGGCAAACGCAUCCUCCGUCAAGGAGAACCCAAAUAAGGUUCACAUCGUCGCCGAUGCCACCUCGUCGCCGACCCCGAGGCCCGCCCCGCCCCCGAGUAUACCCUCCGAUUCGGUGAAGACCGCUCUCAAGGCGGGCCACGCCAAACAGAAGGAGGCUGCAGAGGACGCUCGCAAGAAGCUGGAAGAGGCUAAGCGCAAGGAAAUCGAGACUGUCAAAACCCUGUCGCGAACAAUGUUUUUCACACUGGAAAAUGACCGAGACGCCAUGCUGGAUCAACAACGUCUUGACGAGGCAGAGCGCCGGGCCGAAGCUGAAGCAGAAGGUCAUGCUAACCGACAGAAUGCUGCCAUGCAACAAGGCAGUCUUAGCAAGGCCAACCUCGGUGCAUCCAGUCUGACGCUUAAGAAUCUCAUUGCCCGUUUGGAUGAACAUCGUAAUCUAGUUCAUGCAACCGAAUCGGAGCUUCGCGCUUUGAUGAGCGAGGUGCGCAAGAACCGAAGCAAAUGGGCGAGCGAGGACAAGGUCGGUCAGGAGGAACUCUACGAGGCGGCGGAGAAAGUCUUGACCGAGUUGAAAGCUCACACAGAGCACUCGACUCCGUUCCUCAACCCCGUCAAAAAGAAGGACGCACCUGAUUAUUAUGUCGUCAUCAAGCAUCCCAUGGAUCUCGGUACCAUGACCAAGAAACUCAAGCAAUUCGCUUACAAGUCCAAGAAGGAAUUUGUGGAUGAUCUCAACCAGAUCUGGAAGAACUGCCUCAAGUUCAACACCAGUCCUGACCAUCUCUUUCGAAAGCACGCUCUGUUCAUGCAGAAGGAGACGGACAAACUUGUGCCUCUGAUUCCGGAUAUCGUCAUCAGAGACCGUGCCGAAGUCGAGGCUGAAGAGAGACGGCAACAAGGUGAACUCGACGAUGGUGCUGAAGAAAGUGACGACGAACCAAUAAUGUCCUCACGAGGCCGCAAGGCUCCCAAGAAAAGUGCAAAGAAAGGCGGAGCAGCAGCCCGAAAGGCUCCGCCCGAAACGACUCCUAUUCCAGAGACCAAGCCUGUGUUGCAAUCAUUGAAUUCCGUCCAAAAUGGCAUCCGAGCAGAGUCUGAGGUGGACGGAAGUCAAGGUCACUCGACGCCACCCCCAGGAGUUUUGACACCGGUUGGCGCUCCUGGCGCGGGCAGCGUUGUGGGAGGCGGAAGUGAAGCAAUGGAUUUAGAUCUCCCCGCACUGCCUUCACAGGCACCGAUACCUGAAUAUGAAGAUGAGGAAUAUAAGCUCUGGAAACAGAAGACCAAAAAGGAUCGGGCAAUGCUCGCUGCUGCGCGGCACAAGCUCUUCCGUGGAGACAAAUUGAACGCUGAGGAAACAGCAUUACUGCGGAGCAAGGCCGGUAUGCGUAGAUGGCUGCGCAUCCAACAAGAAACUGCGGGCAAAGACGUUGCAGAGCUUGGGACGGAGACAUAUGAAAGGGAGAAUAGGGUUGAAAUCCAUGGUCAAACCCUCGCUGAAGGAAUGGAGGUCGAGGAGGAGACCAUGCUUCCUGAUUAUUACGAUUCGCUCGCUGCCAUACCGGACAUCAACCCCCGACUGAGAUGGGAACAAGACUCUGAAGGACAUGUCAUUGAACAUGCUGAGGAGUUUCUCCGACUCUACCCUCCAGGUCAGUUUGUCGCUCCACGCGGCAAGCUAGCAAAAGCGAUCGAGGCCAACAUGCGCCAAAUGCAAGACACACGGAAGGUGGUCUCGAAAAUCAGCGUUGUCAAGCAGAUGCAACUACAGUCGCAGACCUACCAAAACCAGUUUCAGAAAUACCAACCAGAACCAUUCGUUGAAGCAGACAUCCCCAACCACGUCAUGUCAGACGAUGGUCCUGUCAUGGCUCCGUGGGUCUGCAAGGCGGCCUUUCAAAGGUCGAUAGGGGAGAUUUUCUUUCACGCAGGGUUUGAGGAGUUUCAACCUUCGGCGAUAGAUGCGAUGACGGAUCUGGCAGCAGAUUUCUUUCAGCGAUUGUGCACGACACUGGUGAACUACCGAGAAGACUACAAGAUUCCCGUGCUGACCACGGUCCCCGUUGCUCAGGGUGAGAAAACCGAAACGGUGUACAAGUCUCCGCAUACGACGGAAGAGGCGAUCCUGCACACUCUGCACACCGGUGGCAUGUCGCUCAAUGACCUCGACGUGUACGCGCGAGAAGAUAUCGAUCGUACGGCCAGUAAGCUCACUAUGAUGCACGAGCGGAUGAAGGGACAUCUCGCCGAUCUUCUUAGACCAGCUUUGACAGACGAAACGGCCCAUGGACAAGGAUCUUUUGCAGACGGCGGAGAGCAGUACGUGGGCGGAGACUUCGCAGGCGACCUCGAUGAAGACUUCUUCGGCUUCCGCGAGCUUGGUCUUGAUAAGGAGUUCGGAAUGGCCAGUCUGACAGUACCAUUCCACAUUCUUCAGAACCGUCUUGGCCUCAGCAAUCAACAGGAUGUCUCGGCAGAUUUGGCAGAGAAGAUGUUCAGUGAACCAUCCCGAUGGCCCAAGAUCACCGUCGAAAAUGUCGAGGACCAAAUUGGUCUCAUCAGAGAUUGGUUCAAGAAACGCCUGCGUGAUAAUGGUGAACGUCCGCUCAUCGAGGAUCUGGAAUUGCCACCGAAGCAGAGGCCUGGCCAUGGAAGAGCGAGAAUUCCUGCUUCAGGGAAGAUUGGGGAGGGCACGCUAAAGAGUAACGCCAGCCCCCAGAAGAAGACCGCGGCUAACAAGAGUGCCGCAAACGCCGCGAAGGCUGCCGCGGCCGCAGCCGGAAGCACCACGCCAGGGGACAAAGGGAAGAGGAAGUCGGUGGUCGUCAACGGCGUGGCUGACGAGAGUCCGAUGGUCAAUGGCGUGGGCAAUGCAUCUCCAUCAACGCCGGGUCCUGGUGGAGAUGGAAGCCCCGAGAAGAAACAGAAAACUGUACUGAAAGCAAAGACUUCGACGACCGAAGUUCAUAAGGUUUCGGAGAAGGAUAAGAACCAAGACCACAACGGACCACCGCCAGCCGUGGAGACUUUGGAUAUGGUGGACGGCGUCAAUGGAGAGCUGCCCCAAGUGAAUGGCAUUGAAAAGGUCAACGGGGUUAUUGGAGAUGGCGACGCGAGCAUGAUGAGCCCUGAAAGCUUAUGA